Molecule: messenger RNA, 7609 nt
Organism: Coturnix japonica (Japanese quail)
Lineage: Eukaryota; Metazoa; Chordata; Aves; Galliformes; Phasianidae
Product: vesicle-associated membrane protein 2-like
Biological process (GO): vesicle-mediated transport
Cellular component (GO): membrane
Source: RefSeq, a predicted model, not a curated record
GGCUGCGUUUCCAUGAGUCACUCCAGGACUUUGUGCUGCCUGCUGUGAGGUGGGGAGGGGGUAUCUCCGUGCCGACGUCCUACUCCGUGAUGUGAGGCACAGGCAUGCUCAGUAGCUGGUGCCUACCCCUCCUCUCUCGGCAACAGUGCCUACAACACUGAGAGACCGCUGGCAGCCGGAGCGGGGCCGGAAAGCCAUCUUUGUGGGAGCGGAGGCAGCGGCGGUCGGGAGCCAUGUCUGCUCCAGCUCCUACUCAAGGACCCACUGGUGCUGGGGCUGCAGGGCCACCUCCUGCUACCAAUGUGUCAAGUAACAAACGGCUGCAGCAGACACAAGCCCAGGUGGAUGAGGUGGUAGACAUCAUGAGAAUGAAUGUGGACAAGGUGCUAGAAAGAGACCAGAAGCUGUCAGAGCUUGACAACCGGGCAGAUGCAUUGCAAGCAGGUGCCUCGCAGUUUGAAACCAGUGCAGCCAAACUGAAGAGAAAAUAUUGGUGGAAAAAUUGCAAGAUGAUGAUCAUCCUUGGUGUAGUAUGCACAAUCAUUCUCAUUAUAAUUAUAAUUUAUUUCUCCACUUGAAAAAAUGAAGAAGGAAGACUUGGCACAACUUUGUUCAUAUCAACCAACAAUAUCAGUGUUCCUUUGUUGAACUCCGCUUUUUAAUUCCUGGUGUCUUGGGAUUUUUGCUUGUAAUAACGUAUAGGCAUUCAGUGUGGUGUGUUUUGGAAUUCUGUUGUUUCCACAAGAAACUGUACCAGCUAAAUACUGCCAAGUAGUUCCAUACACUGUCUUAUCACUGUGUCUUAAAAUGUGCACGCACUGACCUUCAGAAGCUGUAGUAUAUGAAAAGCAUCCUAAAUAUCUUAGAAUUGGAGAAUGCAGCUAUAGAGUUCUGGUGUAAGGGGACACUGUCAGGUGAGCUGGAUCCAAAAUUACGGUUUCAGCAGAAAUGAGAGCCAAAAUUCUUAGUCUGAGUACCUAAAGUUGUGUGGCAAAAUCCACUAUCAGAUGCAGCUUUUUGAGGUAGCAAGUCCUUGCUACACUGGAGAGUGGUACUUGCAAAUAUUCAUAGAAUGAGUGAGACAUCUCUACCUAGCCAACCAAUCACAUGUGGUUUUGAAAUUAAAUGUGAUAUCCGUUUAAAACAUUGCCUGCAGAAAGCACGUAAGUCUGCAUUUUAUGGAUUUAAAAUUUCUCUUAGUUCUGAGCAACUAAGAUGGCCUCAGUGUGAAAGACAGAAUGACUGUAUGAUAACCAAGAAAUGUUAGUUUGCACAAUCUUGAAAAAGCUCAGUGAAAUGCAAAAAUGGUAAUACAAGCACCAUAAAUAACCAAGAUGCAGAUUCUUGCUAAGAACUCAAGGCAGUGUUUGUCAGAAUUCAUUGAACUCUCCUGAAUGACAAACCCCAAUAGCCCUAACUUGAAGAAUACAAAUGACUUUGGCUUCCCAUCACAAUUGUAGGAAGCUGCUUCUGCACCAUUUUUCAGAAAUGGUUCCCUUGUGAGGCUCAGUUAAAAAUCAGAAAGAAGAUGCAGUAAACAGAAGGAACUGUAGAGACAGAGGCCAGGGAAUGGAAAUUGGAGGGUGCCUAGCAAAGCUUUCCUUCAGCAGAGGAAGGCAGAGAAACACUGUUCUAAACUGGAGGUGUUAGUAGGCUUGCUUACUAUUUAAUUUUUGUGUUUGUAUAGUUUAUAACCUAUAACAUCAGCUUAAUAGAGUACUCAGCUCAGAUAUCUUUCAUACAUAAGCCAACAUUUGAUAUAAUUUAAGGAAAAUAUAUGUUGCAUUUUGGAGGAAAGUCGUAUGCUAUUGUUGUAAGGUUACGCCCAAGUGUUCAAUUUCAACUUCUUUUGAAAAUACCACACAGUUUGUUUUGAGGAGGAUGCGAAUAAUAUCCCGAGAGAAUUAUACCAAUUUUAAAUGUAUCUACUUAAACUAGAAAUGAAUUUUCAGACUUUGAGCUGGGUGAUCCUGACAGAGCCUUUUGAAGAGAAGAUCUUCAGAAUUUCUAAGAAUUGCUGGAUAUUUAUUUAUUUAUUUAUUUAUUUUAAAGAGUGUUGCCUAUUAUUUUUUUUCCCUGCAACUCUGUUAAGGCACAUAAAUAGUUAUGUUAGCAUUGAAGAGCAUCUCUCUUGACACGAUCUAAGACUGAAAAAAAGAGAGAACUGGACAAGUUUAUUGCAGUAGAUCUUAAGUAGAAUUUUGUGGAGGGAAUAAGCAAUGAUGAGUUGAAUGGUUCCAGCUGCAUUGUUUUUCUAUCUACUUAUUACUUCAUUUUCAUAUGUAUUGUUUCUUAUUGUUAACUAGCAAGUGGCCAUGGUCGUAAUAAAAGUAACUUUCAAACAUUAGUAACUUUCGAAGUUUCUAAUGUACUUCUGGUAUGCCUUGUUUGCUUUAGUUCAUCAUCUAAGUAUAUGAACUAUUCUAAAAUCCUCAUGGUUCAGACAGACAGAAAAUAAUUCUGUUGUUAAAGGGCCUGACUUUGUGAAAUGCUAUGGUUGUGUGUAAUUGAGCCUUUUUAGGAAAAAGAAUAAGCUAUCCAACUUCAGGAUGCGUUUUAGACAAUUAAGAUACCUGGAUAACUAACAGCUAGAAAGAAUUAUCUCCUGAUGCCACCCAUGCUCAUGCUGAGCAUGACAUGAUCCUCCCAGGGCUUCUCUACAAGAAUACUGAAACAUCUCAUGAGACACAAAUAGCUUUCACUGGAGAUACUACAGUCAGUAAGGUUAUAUGAUACAGAUCCCUAAUGUAGACAGUGCAAUCUCUCAUCAGUCUAAAGUGACUAUUUAUCUGAUGUAAGCAACAGGUACACAUGAAGAAGCUAUGAAGACACAAAGUUAACAAAGGAAACUAUAAUGAAUCUGUAAGGAUGAAGAACUUGGUCCUCCGAGCUAAUUAAUCUCAAGUAAUCAGAAUGGGAGCUUUAGGGGACACCGGAAAAGAUGAACUGCUGAAUUUGUAUUCGUUCCCCCUCAAAGUAGCAACUGAUGGGGUUGACUACUAGCUGUUGGUAAGAAUUUGCAAGAGUAUAGUCAUGAAACCUAGCCUCUAGUGGGCUGUAAAAUGUUCAUCAAGAGGCAGUUUCCUCAUGUGUUCUAAUAGAUUUGCUAAAUUAAUGUUUUUAAAUUGGUUACGCUACAGUAUUUGCUAGCUGUACUGUUUGGUUGCAGUUGGUAAGCCAUGUAACGUUUCUAAUUUAGCCCAGGAAACAUGAACAAGUAUGUCCUUCUGCAUUGUAUAGGCUUGGAGUCUUACUGCUCCUUCAGAUUGUUAAUUAUCUCACAGUGAGAAUAUGGUAAUAGAGAACAGUUUAAGGUCAUGGAUUGUGAAACACCAGCACAUACACAUAGAGUAAUACAGAGGACAAUCUAUAUAAACACAGUUGGAGAUCUUAUUUGUGUUUAAGCCAGGAUUGAUUUGUUUUUCAGUCACCUCCUUUACAUUUAAAACGUCCCUUCAUAAUUACAACUCCCUAUAUGUAAUAGCAAAUUUCCCAUAUAAAGGUUAACUCAUUCUUCUUUAGUCAGCACUGGCUAGAAUUUCAGUUACUGAGUGGAAUUUAAACUAUGACUCUUCAUGACUAAUUACUGCCCAGGCUCAGGCUGGUAAAAAGGCACAAAGGAACUCCCUUUUAUCUACUUCACGGCAAGCCCUCAGGAGACUGCAAGGCUGAUUAACUUAUGAUUGCCAUCCUGGGGACCAAAUUGAAGACUUCUCUGGCUGGAAGCUUUAGCUAGAGUUUUCAUAGCUUUAGUUUUAUUUUGGUAGCUUUAGCUAGAGUUAGACAACACAAGAGACUUGCAUGCUCAGUAUUUAUAAGAAGUAUUUACUCUUCCCCCGAUUUUUGUGCUACAGCUGCACUGCUGGCAAGAUAAUGGCAUUCAGAAACGGCAUUGCUGAAAUGGGUAGUUAGGAGCUAGUCUGUGUUUGUGUCAUAACUGCUUUUUAGUUUGCACAUCAAUAUGUGAAGCUUAAGUAGUGUUAUUCACAGCCACUCUUCACAGAGUAGUAAAGUCCUGCCUGGUCAUUAUACCUUCUUCCUUCUAAUUUAGCUCACCUUGAAAUAACAUAUGAAAUAACAUAUAACAUGUCUCUAAACCUAAAUAUCUGGAAUGCAGAACUUGUGGGAGUAAGUAGUGUGGAAGCCCAAACAGACACUUGACCUGCUUUUCACCUGGCCACAUUAUGUAACAGCACAGUCAGUCCAACAUAGUUCAACAUAAUCCAAUAUUAUUAAAUGGAGGAGGGAGAACCUGAUAAAGAUACUGAAUGUAACCUAGCAUCUGUAGACAAGAAAUGAUUUCAAAGUUUGACUUUUAAAGCUGGUACUUCAGUUCCAUUGAAAGCUGUAUGAAGUAAGGCCUGGAACAGUUCAGGCGAGUAAAAUACAAUUUUCUUUUUAAAGAGUUAUCUACAAUAAGUGAUUUAAACAUCAGCAUUGACGGAAGGAUAUGACAAUUGUAACUGUUUAAGGAACUACUUUGAACAGCUACUGUUUGCUGUGAGUUUUUUUCUUGGUUAGCAAGACCUUUUGAAAUUCUUCAUUUGCUGCGUCUUAUUCCUGUUCCUGAUUCUCCAACAGUCCUUCCCAUAACCUUCUCAACAAUCAAGCUACUUUUUGUCUAAAUGGGUUUUAGCUCUUAUAAGCAAGUUCAUGAUUCUGACACAUCUUUUAAGAGCAUGCAUGUAAAACGGUGAUGUCUGUUUCUCUGAAGUGCACCUGUCACGGCAGACUGAACUUUUUUUUUGGAAGGAAUUUUUGGAAGCUCGGGUGUUAACUGAAGUCUUUCUACUUGCGUGAAGUUUUUUUUUUCUCUGUCCUACGGGAGGUUGUGGACCCAGUGGGUGUAUGUAUAAUUUAUUAUUAUUUCAUGGCAGUGCUCAUGUUGGUGCUAGAUCUGCCAGGUCUUCACAAAACAGAUUAGAGGGCAACUGAGUGUGACCGAGGGCUUACAUCUUGACCCCACCUCUCCUGCCUUUUAAGCAGUAACCAUAUUAGGCAAUGGGCUCACUCCCAAUGUACAUAGAGAGUAUUGGAGAAAGGUCUCACAGAGGACAAAGUCUCUUAGGUCUGGAUUCAGACCUGAAUCUGACCUGACCUGAACCUUAGGACAGUAACAGAUUUAACCUUUGGGUUCCCUGUGUAGACGGAGGAGUUGAGAUGCUCUUCUUGGCAGUUAUUCUCCCCAGCUGAUUUAGGGCUCUUUUGUUAGAUGGAAUUUAUUUGAGUUUGUGUUUCUCCAUGCUAGCUGAAGUACAAGCAACCUCAAAGACCUUUCUUUAAAAGCUAGAACCAAAAAGUUGAAGACUGUUCGAAAAAAGCAACUGUAUUGUGAGAAAUAAUUGGCUGAAUGAAGACGUCUUAGAUGGUGGCUGUUAUUUCAGUAGCAAUACUAGAUUGAGAUGUCUAAAACAGUCAAACCAGAACCUCACAUUUUUUUCCAUCUUUUCUCUUUCAGAAAUUAUUCUCUAUUCCACUUCAAGAUUUUCUUCUUCAAUUAGCUUCCCUUCCUUUAUUUCAUUAAUUUAUGUUUGCAUUGAUGUUCUCUGUGGCUUUUUUUUCUCCAUUGAGAAUCACGUCAGAUUCUCAAAAUCAGAUGAAGACCGUCACAUGCAUAAAAAGAGAUCUGAGCCACCCAAGUAAUUUACCUUUUUUCCCAAUGCACUGACAUUUAAAAGCUACAUCUUACAAUAAAGCAAAACUGUGGCAGUCUGAUUACAAGCAGGUUUUGGUAAACACUUGAUUAUUUAACAAUGAGUCAUUUCUGCAGUAACCUCAUUCUGUCAUGACUGUAUCACAUCUGCUAGCUCUCCAGAGCAAAAAUCAUAACCUGUACUGGUUUAAAACAUGAAUACAGCCUCAUGGUUCAUAUGUAACACUCUAUUCAAGCAAAGAAGCCAUGUGCUGUAAGUUUAAAAGGGCAAAUAAUUUAUUUUCAAAGAGAAAAUACCAUAGAGAACAACAAAUAUAAUUAUGAAAGGCUGUCCAUUCUUUAGCUAUUCUCCCAGUAGCUGGCUUCACCAUUAUUCUUCAAGUCUUUGUUCUCUUUUAAAGCCUUUGUGUUUUUGGAGCGUAAUGUAUUUGGAGCAUAGCAUAUUGGGGCUAGGGUUGUUCUGCUGCCCCAUGAAUUGACUCCCUGCCUUCUGUCCUGUAGUUAUUGUUGACCUCAAUCAUAGCUGAGUUAGGCCUGAGUGGAGAACAGCCUCCUUCCCAUAACACCCUGUUGUCCUCAAACUAGUCCCUACUGAUGGGACAAGAACACUGAAGGCAGAGUAUGGCUCUUGGGUCUUAAUUCAGUUCAAAAUGAUGUGAAGGUGCAGAAUGCUCCUGGCUGCUAGACAACAGCAUUUCUGAUAAACUACUUUGAUUGUAACAGUGUAGUUUUAAUUAAUUUUUUAGUAUUCCUUGUAACAGUAAUUCUGCCAGUUUUGUUGGAAGACAGAGGAAAUGGCAAUUUAAGGAUGGUGUGAUAAUGACAAAGUAGUAAAUUGGGAAAUGGUUUAAGUGAAAUGUAGUCAACAUUCCGUAACCUCCUUGGAGAGCCUGUAUUUAAGAGCACCACUUUAUGUUAAAACUAAGCUGGUCUAGUCUGUAAGUAUAUAUAUACUAGUACUUCAAAUGAGGUAGUUGAAUUUACUUCCUUUCACUUUUUUCUUGGAAAUACAGGAGACAUACACAGUAAUGAUUUAGGUGUUAUUGUUGCAAGGAGAUGUACCACCCCAAGGCAUGCUGCUCAUGUGCUGCAGAAGUGCUCAAGGACUUGAGUCAAAUAAGGGCUCCAGAGUGAUUGGUGCAUUAAAUAUACAUCUCUUUUGCUGUACACAACUUCAGUUUGCCAGUAAUGGCAUCUUUUUGACACAGCAUAAUCAUUUUGCUUAUCCUCAUUCCACUCUAAUAUCUAUUCUUUUCCACUAUUAAAUGGUCAAUGGAAAGGACAGAAAAACUCUGUGCUGAAUCCAAUACAUUUUUUGACACUGUGGACAUGUGGUGGUGGUGGUUUGAGCUUUUGGAAAAAAAAGAGUUUAAGAUUUAUUUAGAGCAAGACCAAAUAAUGUCCUAUCUCCUUCCUUUUAAUUCUUCAAGCUUUCUUUCCUCUAAUAGGAAUAACCAGUUAUUUGUUUUCAAUUGUCAUUUUAAAAAACUAAACUCCAGUCCAAACCUUUAAUCGCAUCCUUUUAAAGGCCAUACAGUAGUGCUAAGCUAUGUAGCACUGAGUUCAAAAAGGAUCUGGAAGCCUUUGCUGAGAAAAGCAUCUCUGACCUCAUAGGCUCAACCGUACUGGGCAAGAAAUUGUGAUCUGUGCCUCUAUAGAAAACAUUCUAUACAUGUUAUUAAAUGUUAAUGUUAUUAAAGCUAUCUGGGAAGGAAAGAAGUGUUGUGGAGACCAGGAAAUUUGUUAAAGUGCUCUACCUGGAGGUCAGUGGAAGUUAGUUUAUAAAUGAUGAAAUUCCACAUACAUUUUGAUGCUUAAAUUGUGACGAUGUUUGAUAUUACUGUAUUUUUCUGUGGGUGGUGAUUUUUUUUUCUGAAGUGGUGAACAUAUUUUCCAAGAAUACUGUAUACAUUUGUAACACGUAUGUUUGUGCCAAUAAAUCUUGUUUUAAAUAGA